Molecule: messenger RNA, 2435 nt
Organism: Abrus precatorius (Indian licorice)
Lineage: Eukaryota; Viridiplantae; Streptophyta; Magnoliopsida; Fabales; Fabaceae
Product: DEAD-box ATP-dependent RNA helicase 16
Exons: 14
Coding region: 191-2068 (625 amino acids)
Cellular component (GO): nucleolus
Molecular function (GO): RNA helicase activity; ATP binding; nucleic acid binding
Source: RefSeq, a predicted model, not a curated record
CCUCUUUGUUGAACUAAAGACCUAAACAAAAACCAAUUAGCCGUGGCAUGGUAACACAUGUAACAUACAAACACUGCACGAAACUCGAACCACCCUAAACGACGGCGCAUUCAAAUUCUCGCCACCGCCGCAGCAUCAAAUUCCGAACUAUUAUUACCUUUGGUUUCCCCUUCCAAGUUCCAGCGUCGCGAUGACGGAAACGCGCGAAAACGCGUCGAAUGAAACCGUUCGCGAAUACGAGGAGAAAGAAGAAGACCAAAGUUUCGAAGAACUCGGUUUGGACGCUCGCCUCGUUCGUGCUCUGCUCAAAAAGGGAAUCGAGAAACCCACUCCAAUUCAGCGCGUCGCUAUUCCUCUCAUUUUGGAAGGUAAAGACGUGGUUGCACGAGCGAAAACAGGUUCGGGGAAAACGUUCGCGUAUCUUCUCCCGUUGCUUCAGAAACUGUUUACCAGUAACGUUGAUAGGAAGAAGCUAGCGCCCAAUGCUUUUAUUCUUGUCCCUACUCGCGAACUGUCUCAACAGGUAUAUGCGGAGGUAUUGUCGCUUAUUGAGUUGUGCAGAGUUCAACUGAAGGUUGUGCAGUUGAAUAGCAAUAUGCUUGCUAAUGACUUGCGGGCAGCAUUGGCUGGACCCCCUGAUGUCUUGAUCUCCACUCCUGCUUGCAUAGCGAAGUGUUUGUCCGGCGGCAUACUUCGGGCAGCAUCCAUUAAUGGAUCGCUUGAAACUCUGGUUCUUGACGAGGCAGAUCUUCUAUUAUCAUAUGGGUAUGAAAAUGACAUAAAAGCUUUUACACCUCAUGUACCCAGAAGUUGUCAGUGUCUUCUUAUGUCUGCAACAUCAAGCGCUGAUGUUGACAAGCUAAAGAAGUUGAUUCUACACAACCCCUUUAUUUUGACUUUACCUGAAGUGGGAAAUCAUAAGGAUGAGGUCAUUCCUAAAAAUGUUCAACAAUUCUGGAUCUCAUGUCCUGGCAGUGAUAAGUUGCUCUACAUCCUUGCUGUGUUGAAGUUGGAGUUAGUCCAAAAGAAAGUUUUGAUAUUUACUAAUACCAUAGAUGCGAGUUUCAGAUUGAAACUAUUCUUGGAAAAGUUUGGGGUCAGGUCUGCUGUUUUAAAUCCUGAGUUGCCUCAGAAUUCUCGUCUACAUAUUAUUGAGGAAUUCAAUGCAGGCCUGUUUGAUUAUCUAAUUGCAACAGAUGUUAGCCAGUCAAUGGAGAAGGAUGAAGCACCAAAGGAAAGUAAUGUUGGAUCACGAAAGUCUAGAAAACAUGCUAAGACAAAAAUAGAUUCUGAAUUUGGAGUUGUGAGGGGAAUUGACUUUAAAAAUGUAUUCACGGUUAUAAACUUUGAAAUGCCUCAAAGUGUUGCAGGAUAUGUACAUCGAAUUGGGCGUACGGGAAGAGCAUAUAAUUCUGGUGCUUCUAUCUCUUUGGUUUCUGCAGAUGAGAUGGAUACAUUAGAAGAAAUAAGAUCUUUCGUUGGGGAUGAUGAAAACAAAGGCUCAAAUUCCAUUGCUGAGUUCCCCCUCCUCACAAAGAAUGCAGUUGAAUCUUUACGUUAUAGGGCUGAGGAUGUUGGAAAGAGUGUAACUAAAAUUGCUGUUCGUGAGUCACGAGCCCAGGAUUUGAGGAAUGAAAUUUUGAACUCUGAAAGGUUGAAAGCCCAUUUUGAAACUAAUCCGAGAGACCUAGAUCUACUGAAACAUGACAAAGUUUUGAGCAAGAAUACCCCGCCUUCACACCUACGUGAUGUGCCUGAAUACCUAUUAGACAAAACAACGAAAGAGGCAAGGGCAAUGGUCAAGCUCGCAAGGGAUGCAAUGGGAAAUAAUAAUCGCCGCAGGGGAUCCAAGAGAAAAAUGAGAAAAGGUGGAGACCCUCUGAAGGCUGUCUCUGCUGCGGUAUGUUUAAUUUUUUCCCUUGGGGUUUUACCUCACUUUUAUGCCCAUUCUGAAUCUUUAAGGGUAAAGGGGAUGGAGGAGGGGCGUGUGGGAGACAAGGAAAAUGAAAGGAUGGAAAAGAAUUUGGGUAGUUUUUUAUGGACUUGUAUGAAACUGAAAAAAUGUUAGCACAACCCUGCAUAGAUCUACAGAUAAAUUCAUUGCUGAAAACUUAACUAGUUGUACAUUGUGGUAUACUAUUUCUGUAUUCUAUGACUUUUUGGAUUACAUUUUUGUCAGGUAUCAAAAAGACCGCACAAAGUUGCUAGGAAGGCUGGUGCAAGCGAGAGCAACAAUAGCAGUGAUAGACAUAAACGCCAAAAGAAAAAGGGUAUUUUUGAUUGAUGUGCUUUUUUCCUACAAAGCCUUAUAAUAGGCUCAAUUUUGUUGUAAUUUUGGUUCCAAAUAUCGUAAAUCAAAAGUACUAUUGUAAUUGUUGCUCCUUAAUGUGACUUGAAGUCAAUAUUUUCCCAUUACAAAAUUAAAUUUUACUUAU